Symbiodinium necroappetens is the source of this 366-nucleotide messenger RNA. The record is from the annotation of a GenBank genome assembly. NCBI's taxonomy places the organism in Eukaryota, Dinophyceae, Suessiales, Symbiodiniaceae.
AUGCCGCUUCCGGAAGAUUGCUUCGAGAACCUCAUCUUCCAUGCGUUCGGCCGGGAUCCUGGCAUGACGAGGGGUAGCUAUGGCUUCAUCAACAGGCACGACGAUCGCCUGUGGCCAGAGGUGGACGACGUGAUCGAGGACGCAGAAAGAUCGGCGAGAUACUACCACGUGGACGGCGUCGUCCUUCGGUAUCGCUUUCUCUGCGGUGUCACGCGAUGCUUCAAGGAGAGGGGAGGCCUGCAAGCUGAGUUCGAGGGCUCCACGUUGAAGGCAUUGAACCAGGAUGAGGGAGGUGACCAGGGAGGUGGGAUUGGUGACGCCUCCGGUGGUGAGACUGAACCUGCACGUGAUGAAUGCCCGGGCUAA